GGACCGGGUCGGGGUAGGUGCUCGACUGCUUGUGUCCCUCUGCGUACAGAUCUAAAGCAGGCACCGUAACUAAGAAACUCGCCGGAAGCGCGUCACCGAUCACGCGCAAUCAUAUCUUGCUUCAAAUCUGCUUCUCCUCUGCCAUUAGUAUAUCUUCCCCUUCUCUUCUCUUCUCUGUAGAGGCCUCUACAAUGCUAGAAUAUGCCUCAAUAUAGACAAUCCGGAACCGAUAGAUUCAGCGUUCGCGGAGGCUCAGCGUCUGAUCACGUAGCGAUCGGGAUCCGAAACGGUGUCGGAGGAGGAGCGACUCAGCAUCACGGGAAGACUAACCGUUGGAGGCGAUCCGUUCGACCUGAGAGGAUUCGUCGCCUUGGAAUCGGCACUGCUGUCUUCGUUCUCUGCCUUGUGCUCGUCGUCACUGUGCUAGCCUACUAUUACAUCUCUGGUUUCGCUAAUAAUGACUACGAUGAUAAUAAAGGAUUGGAUUCUUUCGAGGGUGAUUUCCUGACGAAUGUGACGAGAAUCGAGCCUGGGAAGGUGCUUGAGUUUGGUCACGGUUCAGUGGUUCAUGGACGAGACUCGAGGUAUUGGGAUAAGGAUGAUAGACGAAGGGAUGAUGACUACAAUGAAGAUGAAGUGGAGGAGCAUAAUAAACCUAAGGUUCCUGUCAAGGGUUUAGAUUCGAAAGGGAUGAUUGGUUUCUACAAUGAGGCUGGAAGGAACGAGUUAGACAAGUAUGAAGCAGAGUACCAAGCUUCCCUUGUCAAAGGUGUUGUUGGUGGAGGAGAUCACGAGGCUGUUGCUGUUGAUAUGGACCCUGAUGCUGAUGAUGCGAUUGAUUCUCAUGAUAGUCAAGGGGAUGAAUACGUUGAUUCUGGCCAUGACGAUGAUGAUAAUGACAAUGAAAAGCCCCACAAGGAGAAAUCUACCGAGGGAGAUACUUCAAAGAGAGAGUCUUCUCUUGUUGGGAAGGGUGGUAGUAAGUCCGGGAAAACAUCACGAUCUGAUACAAAACGAAGAGGUCGUGGUCGCAGAUCUUCAGCUUGUGAGAUGAAGCUAUUGAAUUCUAGUCAACCAAUUGUGGAGCCCUUGAAUACUCGGAAAUCUGCUAGAUUCUCCUUACAGUACGUAGAGAAUGAAGAUAAACCUGAUGGAGACGAACAGUGGGUGCCUAGGUUUGCUGGUCACCAGAGUUUACAGGAGCGUGAAGAUUCCUUCUUGGCUCAAGACAAGAAAAUUCAUUGUGGGUUUGUCAAAGCUCCCAAAGGAUCUCCAACCACUGGGUUUGAUCUGACGGAAGAUGAUACUAAUUAUAUCAGUAGAUGCCACAUCGCUGUCAUCUCAUGCAUAUUUGGCAAUUCUGAUCGCUUGAGGCCUCCUGCCAAUAAAAUGAUAAGUCGGUUGUCGAGAAAAAAUGUGUGCUUCAUUGUGUUCGUGGACGAGAUUACCAUGCAAACACUUUCUGCAGAAGGCCAUGCCCCAGACAGAGCAGGAUUCAUUGGUUUGUGGAAGUUGGUUGUUGUAAAGAAUCUGCCUUAUACAGAUAUGAGGAGGGUUGGCAAAAUACCAAAACUGUUGCCACACCGACUUUUCCCAUCAGCAAGGUACUCAAUCUGGCUGGACAGUAAGUUACGACUUCAGUUGGAUCCCCUACUCAUUCUGGAGUACUUCCUAUGGCGUAAAGGUCACGAGUAUGCCAUAUCAAAUCACUAUGACCGCCAUUGCUUAUGGGAAGAGGUUGCACAAAACAAGAAGCUGAACAAGUACAACCAUACUGUUAUUGAUCAACAGUUUGAGUUUUACAAGGCUGACGGGCUGACCAGAUUCAACGCUUCGGAUCCAUUCAAGCUUCUUCCUAGCAAUGUUCCAGAGGGGUCUUUUAUAGUAAGGGCACAUACUCCUAUGUCGAACCUAUUCUCAUGUCUUUGGUUCAACGAAGUGGAACGCUUCACUCCCCGUGACCAGCUGAGCUUUGCUUAUACUUACCAGAAACUAAGACGGAUGAAUCCUGACAAACCAUUUAAUCUUCACAUGUUCAAGGACUGCGAGAGAAGAAAGAUUGCGAAAUUGUUCCGUCACAGAUCAGAGGAGAAGCGAAACCUUAUACAAGCAGCACUACAACAAUAGAUGACCUGAGCUCCUUUUUUUUUCUUUUUAAUAUAUUACCUGUUGGGGUCAGUCUCUACUCCUAUAUUCACAGUGUCACUUGGAGAAAAGCUCUUUCGCAGUUCCUUUUUUGAAAAGCUCUUUGCUCCGAUGACUCUUAAGACUGCUUAAGUUGGAUCGAGUCUGUUGCUUGUGGCAAGAACCAGAGAAGGUAUACCAAAACAGUGUGAUGUGAUUUGUAGAGAGAUGUAGAAGAGUACUUGGAAAGAAGAAGAGGCUUUGAUUAAGAUUCUUGAGGGUCCUCGGUUUUUAUUCAAUUCAUUGCUUUGUUUUUGUCUGUGCCACUAUCAUAUCAUUCUCCAGGGUCCCCUUUCAAAGAUACUUGCAUUGAUUACAUUUUACUUUUUUGAGCCAAAGCAUAAACAAGAUAUGCUGAUAUUUCAUA
Messenger RNA from Raphanus sativus (radish), 2551 nucleotides. RefSeq lists its product as uncharacterized. The record is from RefSeq and is a predicted model, not a curated record. NCBI's taxonomy places the organism in Eukaryota, Viridiplantae, Streptophyta, Magnoliopsida, Brassicales, Brassicaceae. The transcript has 8 exons. The coding region runs from base 202 to 2127 and encodes 641 amino acids.